CGGGGCCGGCUGCGGAAGCUGCGGCGGGCCGGGAAAGGGCGGGGAAGAGCGCGCGCGGGCGGGAAACCGAGGAGCCGCUGCCGGCGAGAGCGAGAGAGUUUGACUCUUCUGAGGUUUUAUUUUGGAAACUGGAUGGCAAGUGAGAUACAGAGCUUGUCAUCUCUAGACUGCUGGCUUGAAUCCAUGCAAGUUUGAGAGAAUUGCUUGUUUAUGCAACAUUUAUUAAUAAAGGACGGGUCCUUUCAACUUUGAAGAUGACAACCAUUUCAGUGCUAAAGGAGGAGCUGGUUUCCACUGAUAGUGAGCUGCAGGCAGUAGAGAUCCAGAUUCAGGAACUUCUGGAAAGACAACAGGAGCUUAUUCAUAAGAAGACGGUGUUAAAGAAUAAAAUAAAACAAUUUUCAGAAGAUUCAGAGGCUGGGGAAAGUGAAGAAACUGAAACCUCAGCUGAGGCAUGGAACAAACAAGACUUCCCAUGGUGUGAGAAGAUCAAAGCUGCACUUCGUAAUAGCUUUAAACUCAAGAAGUUUAGGCCUCUGCAGCUUGAAACAAUAAAUGCUACAAUGGCAGGAAAGGAUAUAUUUCUUGUCAUGCCUACUGGAGGUGGAAAGAGUUUGUGCUAUCAGUUACCUGCAGUAUGUUCUGAAGGUUUCACACUUGUGAUCUGUCCUUUGAUCUCACUUAUGGAAGAUCAGCUAAUGGUUUUAGAACAGCUGGGAAUUUCUGCAACUUUAUUAAAUGCUUCAAGCAGUAGGGAACAUGUAAAGUGGGUUCACACCGAAAUGCUGGAUAAGAAUUCGCAGCUAAAACUCAUUUAUGUUACUCCAGAGAAGAUUGCAAAAAGCAAAAUGUUUAUGUCAAAACUGGAGAAAGCUUAUCAAGCAGGAAGACUCACUCAUAUUGCUGUGGACGAGGUUCAUUGUUGUAGUCAAUGGGGACAUGACUUCAGGCCUGACUACAAGUCACUUGGUAUCUUAAAACGACAAUUUCCCAAUGCUCCAUUGAUUGGGUUGACUGCAACUGCAACAAGUCAUGUUCUGAAGGAUGCUCAGAAAAUUUUGUGUGUUCAGAAAUGCAUUACCUUUACUGCAUCUUUCAACCGGCCCAAUCUUUACUAUGAGGUUCGUCAAAAACCUUCAAACAGUGAGGACUUCAUUGAGGACAUUGUUAAGAUCAUCAAUGGAAGAUACAAAGGGCUCUCGGGAAUUAUCUACUGUUUUUCACAGAAGGACUCAGAGCAAGUUACCAUUAGUUUGCGGAAACUGGGAAUUAAGGCAGAUGCUUACCAUGCAAAUCUGGAGCCCAAAGAUAAGACCAAAGUUCACAAGGGAUGGGCAGCCAAUGAAAUACAGGUUGUAGUGGCAACAGUUGCAUUUGGCAUGGGAAUUGAUAAGUCAGAUGUGAGGUUUGUAAUUCAUCAUUCAAUGAGCAAAUCCAUGGAGAACUACUAUCAAGAGAGUGGACGUGCAGGUCGAGAUGACCAGAAAGCUGACUGCAUUUUAUAUUAUGGUUUUGGAGAUAUAUUCAGAAUCAGCGGCAUGGUAGUGAUGGAGAAUGUGGGGCAACAGAAACUAUAUGAUAUGGUAUCCUACUGCCACAACAUGAACAAGUGUCGCCGUGUAUUGAUUGCUCAGCAUUUUGAUGAAGUGUGGGAUUCUGCAAACUGCAACAAAAUGUGUGAUAACUGCUGUAGAGAGAAGCUUUUGUUUGAGAGAAUGGAUGUAACGGGAUACUGCAGGGAUCUAAUCAAAAUACUAGAGCAAGCAGAUAAGAUGAGUGAAAAAGUCACUCCACUGAAAUUAAUCGAUGCCUGGCUGGGCAAAGGUGUGUCAAAGUUAAGAGUGGCUGAUGUUGUUUCUCCAACACUCCCUCGUGAUGAACUGGAGAGGAUUAUUGCCCAUUUCAUUCUGCAGCAGUAUCUGAAAGAAGACUUCAGUUUCACAGCAUUUGCUACAAUAUCCUACUUGAAAAUAGGACCCAAAGCUGAUCUGCUGAAAAAUGAGGCACAUGUUAUCACCAUGCAAGGGAGAUCAAACAAAAAAAGUGUUGACAAGGUCAAAUCUCCUCAGUCUUCUAAUUCUGGAGGGAUUGGUGGAAACGUACAAGAAGACGUCUCUGAGACUAUCCAAAACUCUGCUGCAAAGAAGACAAAAGCACAGAAUCGGCGUCAUUGUGAGAACAAACCUAAAGCAAAGAAGCUUAAGCUUGAGGAUGACGACGACUAGCUGGUAGUCCUGUACUGAAUUUUACAAUGAAAAAUGUAUCCAGGAUCCCACCAUUUCUGCUUCUCUGAGAACUCAGUGCAGAAGUAUAAUUUGUAUUUUAUUAAUUGCUUCUUUUAAAUGCAAAGGAUUUGUGUGUUUAUCAGAAAGGUUGGACAAAAAACAAAUAUAUGCAAUUUCCGAACAUACAAGCAGACAAAAAUCUGGCAUCAUGCAGUUCAGUAGACAAUGGAGAAACAAAGGAUUAUCCUCAAAAUAAUCAGUCCAUAUCUGAUGUCUCCUGCAGAUCAUUUCCGUAUAUAUUGCUUUUUUAAACCCUCUUUUUAUUUUACAAAGCACAUGUCUGAUAGUAAAAUAUACUGUAGUAAUGCACUUAAAACUGAUAUAAACGUAAAGCAUCCUCAUUAUACCCUCUAGCUACACUCCUUCUAAUGAUGGGGAAAAGCAAACUAAACAGUAUAUAUUCACAUACACAACAACAAAUAUAUUUAUCACAUUAUCGCUUAAAAAUUGGCAUCAUAUCUUCUUAAAUUUCUCCUGCUUGUUGUUCAGAUGGAAAAAUUACCUUUCAAGAUCUGUUUAAAUGUUAGAAAAGGGUAUGUUGGGUUAACAGUUCUAUUUUCUAAAGCAUGUCGGAAAAAAUUAGGUGCCAUACUCCUACUGAAAGUUAAUGGGCGUUAGGCACCUAAUUCCCUUGUGGGCUUUUCAAAAGCAUCUUAUUUAAAACAAAAACAAACCAAAAAAAACCCCACUUCAUUGCCCUUGAGCAUGUUUCUUUGGUUUAGUUCGUGUUGUAUUAUUUGGAGUAUGUACAAACAACAAUUUCACUAAUGACUCUGACCAAGAAAAUAACAAGUAAAUAAACAUAAACUAUAGAACUAAUUCAACAUACCUCAGCUUGGACCUCAUCCUGCUCCCAUUGAAGUCAAUGGGAACCUUGUCAUUCACUGAGGAAUAAUUAGGCCUAAAGUCUCACAGGGAACACAUAUACUUCUGCUCCAAUCUAUGCUGUGGUAGGAUGUGGACAGUAUUCUCUGAUCUGUUGGCGCAUCAGUACUUCAUGGAGGACAUGAAGCAGCUAUGGAAAUGUGUUUUCCAGUACUCACACUGUUAAGUCUUUUAGUCCUAGAAUAUGGCCUACAUUAAAUUUAUCUACUGCGGUCUGGCCUCUCAAUCCUGAUUUUUUUUUUUUUUUUUAGCUUAACCACUUUGUCUCUGAGAAAUGUACAUAUAUAUUCAUGUAUGCACACCUGUUAUUUUUGUAGUCAGCAAAGAGAACACAAGCCACUGAACAAUCCCUAUUUGUAGAAUACUGCUGAUAAUUAUUGACAACAGCUUAGAUGGUGUUGAUAGCAAACAAGGCAGCUUUUGUUGGCUCAUCUGUCAGAAACUAGAAAGUAAAUCCGUGUUUCUAGCAGACAGAAAAGAACAAAAUUUACUAACAAAGACCUUGGACAAGAUCCUCAGGUGGUGCAAGUUGGCAUAGCCCCACAUGUCAAGGGAACAAUCUGUGGAUUUACACUAGCUGAGGAUCUGGUCCCUCAUAUUCAGAUUUCUACAAGAGAACAUAAAAGAACGGUUCCAAUCAAGUUAAAAAAUGAUUUUAGGGAAAGUCUGAGAUGGCACUCUAGCUGAAUGUUAUCAUUUUUGUUUGCAGUGACACCCUGGGAGCUUGAAACUGACAUGUUCCUUUGACUAACUUUAUCUUAAAUAUGCAUCCAAAGGUUUGAUGAUGUAAGGUUACCAACAGCCCUACAGUAACAAUCAGGAUGAUCAGGAAAUCUGGGUGUAUUAGUCAAUCUGAGCAAGAAUUCUCUUAUGUGUAACAAUCCUAUCUGUCAUUCCUAAAUCCUGAACAUACAUGGCCUUGCUUAUACUCAUUAGAACUGUGCAAGUAAAAGCAUGUUGUCUGAUGGCAGGAUGCCAUGUGGCUGCUGCAGGUUUUGUAAAGUGGCUUGUUAGGAUUCAUCCUUGCCUGUAACACUGCCUUAAGAAAAAUGCACCAAGAUUUUUUUUUCUUUGCAUGCACAUGCUUUAAAGUGUACGUAUAUUUUACAUAUGUAUAUUAGAGAUGGACCCAAGCCCCUAGAACUUUAGUGAAGUUCAGAUCUGGAUCUGAAAUUUGACACAAGCCCAUGCCUAACAUUUUUCUUAUCCCAUAUAAACAGAGAUUUUUACACUUUACUACUGAAUUUUGUCCUGGUGGGCGAACUGCAGAUCAGCUACUUAAAGUAAUACUGUUGACAUGAAAAAAUGCAGAUCACUGAAAUUUAUUAGACAAAACUUGCACAAAUAGAUUAAUCCCUUUAAUGGGGUGGCAUAAGGAAACUUCAGGGGGCUGCAUUGUUGUGCUGGCUUAUGUUUCUGGGAAUGGUUGUCCAUAGCAGGUUCAUCCUUAAUGUGCUAAGUGUUCUUUGUGGCGCUGAACUAGUUAAUCAAAGCUGUAAUAAUUACUGAGACCGAGAUGAUGCUGAAAAAUGAUUUGUUAGAUCACAGGGAAGGUUGGUGGUAGGACAACAACUGGUCGUGAUAAAUAUUCUGGAAAAUGUGGGGAAUUUGUUAAUUUCUGACAUACAGCUAAAGUUUGUAGCUUUGAUAUUAACUUUUGACUAUGAUGCUAUGUACACUGGCCCUGGAAUAGAAUUUGGAAAGUGAGUUUAAAUAUUGUUCCAAACAAAACUAACUUUGAAUAAUUUUUGGCCUGUUUUGCUGGAAAUACAUUCAAAAACAGUUUCCAAAUUCUGUUCCAAGUUAAGCAUUGACAGGACCUAAGGCUGAAGGUGUGGGAGAUUUCAUUGUAAAAGGGAAUGUAUGAGUAGAAAAUUAAUUGUUUUGAGAGAUUCCCGGCAAACCAUUACUCUUGCUUUUUGCUAUAAAUCCAUCCUGGUGGUUUUUCCAUCUAUAAGCUUGCAGAAAGUCUAGUGUUGAAUUUUUUUAGUAUUGUACAUUAACAUCACAGUGGAUCAGAAUUGAAGUGAGUAUGGAGUAGAUGCCCAAUUCUACAUAGCAUAUGGUUUAAGACCUAAAAGCAGUACUGGUCCACCCUACUUUUGUUAUAACUGCAGGAUGAUAAACUGCCAGGCUUUUAUGCUGGCAAGCUCAAAUGUCAAUCAAUUUUUAAUCUCAAAGAUGAGUACAAAUGUUAUGUUUUUUAUUAAAUGUAGACAAAUGUAUGUAAGGGGCCUGUAGGCGCCUGGUUGCACACUGACAUUCUACCUGCACAUGUGCACUUAAACAGGAAAUAUUUUCAUAGAAGUGAUUGUACUGACUUUUUGCACUUUGUUACAGAACUGGGCAUUGUAUUUCUUUGGAAGCUCACUGUUUUGCUUCAAAAUGUAUCUUGAAACAAUUGCUGUACUUGGUUUUAUUUUGUGUUUCUGAAUAGUGUAUUUUAACUAUAUGUGCUUGAUAUAUAAAAGCUAUAGCAGAAAACAGA
Messenger RNA from Mauremys mutica (yellowpond turtle), 5658 nucleotides. It is a transcript of the gene RECQL, whose product is annotated as RecQ like helicase. The coding region runs from base 255 to 2225 and encodes 656 amino acids. The transcript has 16 exons. Gene Ontology annotation, biological process: double-strand break repair via homologous recombination. The record is from RefSeq and is a predicted model, not a curated record. Gene Ontology annotation, cellular component: cytoplasm; chromosome. Lineage: Eukaryota; Metazoa; Chordata; Testudines; Geoemydidae. Gene Ontology annotation, molecular function: ATP binding; four-way junction helicase activity; nucleic acid binding.